CUAAAUUUGAAAGUCAUUGUAAAGCUCAAUCGAAGAAUAGCCGUUUGAUUGGCUUCGCUUAUGCGUCUUCUUCUUCUUCUUCUCCCUCACAGAAGUCGGCUUUUGAAUCCGAAUUUGUUUUCAGAGUUUUUGUUGUUGCGAUUAUUGUUGAAGAAAUGUCUAGAGGAAAAACAGGAAAGAUCGUGGACGCAGCGUCCGAUCACAAUGAAAAAAAGGACAAGCUCACUAUAAAAAUCAACAGUAAGACUGGUUGGGAUCUCAGAGAACUUGAAGAAUCACGUGUUGACUCAAUUACAAUGAAAAUAAGUCAUGGCUAUACUAAAUCAGAUAAGGAAAUGCGCAUUUCAGGUCAUGGAGGCCCUCAUCCGAUUCUGGUAGUCAGCUCACUUCUUGAUGCAUCUGUCAGGCAAAUGAAGUUCAUGAAGUUUAAUCCUUCUGCGAGGAGAAUAGUGUGCUACAUGUUCCCUAAGGGACAAGGCACAAGUUCAGAUACACUCACUUUUGCAUGGGUCAACUUCUUCUUCUCUGGGUUUGUUUCUCUAUACAAAUUCCUGCUAUUAUUGUUUCACUGCUAUCAUUUGAGCACCACCAAAAUACCAAUCCCUCUGACGCAGAGUUUCGGAUCGAUGUUACUGAAUGGCAUUGACUUGAUCACUGUUGAUGUUAGCUACGUGAGUAGUCGUUCGUGAAGUACCCAAAAUGCGUAAAGGAUUCAAUGUUAUCUCGGUCCUUUCUCUUGUUUCAUGAGCUUUUUCUUUCACUUUUCAGGUCCAUCGCAAUAUGAAAAUCUAAAAUGUAUGAGAUACGCUAGUGGUGAUGGUGAGGUCAUUUCUCAAGACUUCCGUAGGAAGAGUGUGUGCUUAUUAAGAAAAGCAUAAAAUCCAAUUUUCUCUGGGAUCUACGCAGGUGAAAGCAGUCGAAAGCUACAACUAUUAGCAGAGAUGAUGUUUCUUGCGGUGAUGUGUUGUCAUAGCAAGAAAGUUGCACCAAAACUGAAUAGACAAGUCACAGUCUAUCCAUGGCGACCAAUUGUUUACGAUCAACGUUACAUAUUUAGUCAGAUCAAUCGAAUAAGGUAUCACAGGGUUCUUAAAUCUAUAUGUAGUCAGAUCAAUCGAACUAAAGAAACAAAGAGAAGUGUACAUGCCUUCUUAUCAUUCAUUGUAUUGUAUGGCUAAUGAACAAUGCCAGUAAGUGGAAAUUGCUGAUAACUGUCAUCUCUGAAUAACACACGCUUACCCCUCUGCAAAUCACCGAGUAAGUUGUCAUUUUAUUCAUCUCAAAACAAUCUCUAAUACAUAUGACUAUACGUUUUUCAGAAUUUCAGUAUCGAUGGGUCCUCUUUUAUAAUGUUAAAAUAUUUCAUAUCUGCAAAGGCG
Molecule: messenger RNA, 1379 nt
Organism: Thlaspi arvense
Lineage: Eukaryota; Viridiplantae; Streptophyta; Magnoliopsida; Brassicales; Brassicaceae
Source: the annotation of a GenBank genome assembly